CCCUCCUUCAGUCUGGCGGGGUGUGAGCGGCCUGCGGUGAUCAGUCCUGGUGUUGAUGGAUCCAGGAACCUUCUGAACUCUGGAGAAAACCUCCGGGAAGCUCCACUAGAACAUCUGCUCCCCCCUCAGAAGACCGUCUGACAGCAGCCAUGGCAGAGACCGGAGAUCAACCCCAGGACGAUCCCAGCGGGGAUCAGCUCCUCAGAUAUUCCUGUGAAAUCACGGUGGAUCCGAACACAGCGCACCCACAGGUGUUCCUGUCGGAGGGAAACAGGAAGGCCUCGGCGUGGCACGCAGACCAGGGCUACUGCAGCCACCCGGACCGCUUCACCGACUGGUUCCAGGUCCUGGGCGCAGAGAGCCUGACCGGACGCUGCUACUGGGAGGUGGAGUGGACGGGGAGGGGAGUUUACGUCGCCGUCGCCUACAAAGACGUGAGCAGAGCGGGCAGCGAAGACCGCCUCGUGUUCGGCUACAACGGCAAGUCCUGGGCCUUACGCUGCGUGGCGGACGGGUACCGGUUCUACCACAACCAGGUCCAGACCGCCGUGUCGGGGCCUCAGUCCCAUCGGGUCGGGGUGUACCUGGACCACGGCGCCGGCGUCCUGUCUUUCUACAGCGUGACGGACAGCAGGACCCUCCUCCACAGGGUCCAGGCCUCCUUCACUCAGCCGCUCCACGCUGGACUGUGUCUUCGAGGUCCUAAAGUUACUGCUAGAUUCAUCACACCUGAGUAGAGGUCCUCCUGGAAAGCUUAAGACAGAUCAUUAAAAAGAAAUCCUGAGGUUCACGUGCUCACUGAUGUCGUUUA
Messenger RNA from Salarias fasciatus (jewelled blenny), 811 nucleotides. Its product is annotated as tripartite motif-containing protein 16-like. Gene Ontology annotation, molecular function: protein binding. The transcript has 2 exons. Lineage: Eukaryota; Metazoa; Chordata; Actinopteri; Blenniiformes; Blenniidae. The record is from RefSeq and is a predicted model, not a curated record. Bases 150 to 737 code for a protein of 195 amino acids.